Camellia sinensis is the source of this 2772-nucleotide messenger RNA. The record is from RefSeq and is a predicted model, not a curated record. Lineage: Eukaryota; Viridiplantae; Streptophyta; Magnoliopsida; Ericales; Theaceae.
AUCUCUGUCUCACGACAUCACAGCACCAAAGAUAUUAGGCAGAGCAUUGCAGAACAGAUUCGCGGAUAUAAGGAAGCUGAUGAGAUUUUCACAGAUCCAAAUAUAUUAAGUUGUUAUCUACCUAGAGACUUCUUCUUGUUGGUGGAUUGUACUGAUGAUGGGCAGAUUGAUCUACAUGACUUAGGUAUCCCCAAUUGUGGAUUUGUACUAGUGCUUACAACUCGAUCACAAAGUCUGAGAUAAUGGAUUUGGAUCUGGAGAUCAGAAUGGAGGACCAUCUGUUACCCUGGGAACUAUUCUGUAGGAAUGUGGGGCCAUCACUUGUUCAUACUUCUUCUGUUAUCCAACAAAUGGCUAUCCAUUUAGUGAAAGAGUGCCACGGCAACCUACUUGCCAUCAUUCUUCUUGCGAGGGCCUUGAAAGGUGUGACUGAUAUUGGUGUGUGGGACGUUGCACUCCACGAAUUAACAUCACAUUCCUCCCUCGAGCAAGUUGAAGAAGGAAUAAGUGAAGUCAUGGUUCAUGUGUUAAAACUCAUUUGGGAUCAGAAGGACAUUAUAACAAAACAUUGCAUAAAAAACUGUGCACUUCUACAACAAUGGAGCACACAUUCACUAGUAUUAAAUUGGAUCAAGGAUGAUUUAGUAGAAACACCGAAAGAAUGAAAUGUUCUUCUUGGAGAACUCAUCAAUUCCUUCUUGCUAGAGAAGGUUGGCAACAAUUAUGUCCGAAUGUGGGAUGAAACUAAAAUUGUCCUGCAGAAAUUAUUUAUACCGAGUCUUUUUCUAAGGCAAUGGGGAUUAGGAUUGACUGAGACACCAAAGGUUGAAAAAUGGACCACUCUCAAGGAGAUUGAGUUGAUGAAUAAUAAAUUGUCUGAGCUACCGGAGAACCCCAAGUGCCCAUUUCUCCAAAAACUGCUUUUACAUAACAACUAUGAGCUGAUGGAAAUUCCUGAAUUAUUCUUUGAAAGCAUGCCUCUCCUAGGAGUUCUAGAUUUGUCCUAUACUAGCAUAAAGUCUUUGCCACCUUCUAUUUCCAGAUUGAGAUCACUUCAAACAUUCAAUUUGAGAGGUUGUGCACUUCUCAUGGAGCUGCCCCCCCAACUCAGAGUACUUGGGAAUCUUGAGAUAUUUGAUCUUGAAGGAACUGAAAUUAUGUACCUACCCGAGGAAAUUGGUGAACUAAUUAGUUUGAUGUGCUUCAAGGUCUCUUUUUGUGGCCGUGCAAACCGCUAUAUGGACUUGAUAAUCCCAACAAAGGCAUUAUCAAAACUCUCUGAAUUGGAAGAAUUAAGCAUUGAUGUGAGCCCAGAUGAUGAGUGGUGGGAUGCUAAGGUGAAAACAAUACUCAAUGAACCAAGUAAAGCAUUAAAGUUGACAUUCCUUGAGUUGAAUUUGCCAACUGUUGAAAUAUUACAGCUACUUAGAUGGAAAGGCACAGAACUCAAGUAUCUAGAUUGGUUUGAAUUUAGAUUCAUUGUUAGUUGUCACCGACAACGCCUCAUAUCCCGCCUACCACAUGAAGUUGAAGAGAGAUUCAAGAAAUGGAACAAAUGGAGGAAAUGCCUUGAGUAUAUAAAUGGUGACGGAAAACCAACAGAAAUUACCGAGGUUCUCAACCGUGCCCUUGUUUUCUUCUUGGAUCGCCAUUGGACUAUCAAGAUGCUUUCUGAUUUCGAAAAUGAAAACCUGGUUAACUCAAAUUUUGUUUGUUGGUAGAAUGCAAUGAGCUUCAAACCAUUAUUGAUGGAAAUUAUAAAUAUCCAUCGGGUGUUGUUAAGGAACUUGUAUUCGAAUCGCUAAAUUACUUGGGUAUGCAUCAUAUGAAGAAUUUACAAAGCAUUUGGAAAGGUCCAAUUGAGAAUGGUAGUCUAUUAUGUCUGAGUUCCUUGACAUUGCGUACGUGCCCCAAUUUGACUACCAUUUUCACACCAAGUUUGCUUAAUAAUUUGUCGCAAUUGGAAGAGCUUGUAGUUGAAGACUGCUGCAAAAUUAAGAGCCUAGUUAUUCAGGAAUCUCCCAACUUCAAAUCUGGUUAUGUUCUCCAAAGAUUGAAGAGGAUGUCACUUGUUGACCUACCUAAAUUGGUCACCAUUUCAGGCGGUCUAAUUGUCAAUCCAAUAUUGAAAAUUCUGAUGGUUUAUGGUUGUCCAAAGCUUGAAAUUCUUUAUCCCACAGAAAUAUCUAGUACUAUUUCAAAGAUCAAAGGAGUGAAGGAGUGGUUGGAGGCAUUAAAUAGGAAUGAAUCAAAGUCCAACAUUACUUUCGAGGAACUUGGAAGUGGUGAAGAUUUGAUGGAUCAAUUAGCUAAAGAUCUAUUUGCACUAAUUGGGGAUGGACUUUUAGUAGCCAGGUCGUGACAAACUUUGUGGAAGACUGGGACAAUCCAAUGGAGUUUAGGAGCUCAUGCUGAGGAACUAUUGCUACUGGUGGCUGUAAAUUCCAAUAAAUCGUCUUCAAGCAAAACUGAUCAUAUGAAGCUUCAUAUAUAGCUUGUUCGUUAAUUUCUUUCUUGUAUUAAUUUCUGCUUGUCUUCAUUUCUUUGAAUACAACAUUGGGAUGUGAUGCUUUUAUUUGCUUUGAUGCUUUAUCUGUUUUAAUGUCUUGUGUGGAUGUGAUUGUAACAGUACUUAUUGUCAGUGUUGUAGUUGAUGUACUUGUUAUUGUUGUUACUUGAAACCCUAUCAUAUGGUAAUCUUUAAUGUGCUUUGGCAACUAAUACAUGUCUCUGUAUAUCCUGGGUGGCUUUAGUCUUCCUUGAAGGGCACUA